GGGGGUAGAAACGCACAGCGAGGGAGGAAGCGAGGGACAGACAGAGCGUGAGGGAGACUGGGCUAAGUGGACAGACUUCACGUUGAGCUCGCAUGAACCUCAGCAUCAUUCCCCUCCUCCCGCCUCGCUGGACUCAUUUCAGCUGCGUUAAACCGCAGGAACUCCGCCGCGGAACACACGGUGAUCCUGGGCAAGCAUGUGCGCCGCAUGGAAAUGUGUGAGGGAAAUAUCCGAGAUGAAGGCGGCGCGCUCUGAGGAGAGGCGAGGCAGAGAAGUCAGGAAGAAGCAACUGGAGUAAAGCUGUCAUGAUCCGUGAACGCCUCGCCGCGGCGCCACACCUGGCGCUCCUCUUCCUCUUCCUCUGUCGGGGGGAAGGCUGCGGCGUCCCGGAGGCCUCUGGCCUUUCAGAGGAAGACGAGGACAUGCGAGCGACGCCAAGCGAAAAGCAACAAGUCUUGCCUCACCCGGAGUCCGUAGGCGUCUUGCUUGACCGAAUCAAAGAGCCGGGAAGACAUGGCUGCGAUACUGAGGCUGACGUAACACCAAUGCCGAGCCUGGCCUUCCAACCACUAGGCGCCAACCACCCGGUCGACAAAAGGGACACGCUGAGCCGCCAUGAAACUUCUGCUACAUCCUUUAUGUCUAAACUUAGAACAGAAGUCACUGAGAUGGGUAGCAAAACGAGCGGUUUGAGUAAUGGGGUUGAUGGCGGUGUAAUUGAUGGUGACUCUCUAGGACCAAGUUCAGAGGAAGAGGCGUACUCUGUCAACGGAGUCGGUGAGGUUCCGCCUGGAAGGACUCGGGGUGGCUCUGAACGGGUCGAAGACCCUCAAUCGGGCCCCCGUCGCCGCAGGAGCUGGCUCUGGAACCAGUUCUUUGUGAUCGAGGAGUACCGAGGGCCCGAGCCGGUGCUCAUUGGGCGGCUGCACACCGACGUGGACAGAGGGGACGGGCGCACCAAGUACAUGCUGGAGGGGGAGGGAGUUGGCUCCGUGUUCGUCAUCGACGGCAACACGGGCAACAUCCACGUCACCAAGGCCCUGGACCGCGAGGAAAAGGACGAGUACCGGCUCACGGCGACGGCCACCGACAGGGAGACGGGCCAGGCCCUGGAGCCCUCCUCCGAGUUCAUCAUCCGGGUGCAGGACAUCAACGACAACCCGCCCAUCUUCCCCGACGAGCCCUACGUUGCCGUGGUGCCGGAGAUGGCCAACAUAGGCACUUCCAUAACCCGGGUCACAGCCACAGACGCCGACGACCCGACGUACGGAAACAGCGCCCGGCUGGUCUACGGGAUUUUACAGGGCCAGGACCAGUUCUCCGUGGAUCCUCAGACAGGCAUCCUGCGGACCGCCGUACCUGACAUGGACAGGGAGACGCAGGACGAAUAUCUGGUGGUCCUCCAGGCCAAAGACAUGGGCGGACAUCUGGGUGGGCUGACGGGGACCACGACCGUCACCGUGAAGCUGAGCGACGUCAACGACAACCCGCCCCACUUCAGACGCAGUGCAUGGUCGUUCUCCGUGUCGGAGCUGGCUGCACCAGGUGUGGAGGUGGGCCGUCUCACCGCCACCGACCCUGACCUGGGAGAAAAUGCACAGCUGGAGUUCACCAUCCUGGACGCGGAGGAGACGGACAUUUUCAACGUCACCGGCAGAGCCAGAGAGGCCGUCAUCGUGCUGAACAAGCUUCUGGAUUACGAAAUGCGUAAUUCGUAUACUUUUUCCGUGGAAGUGGCGAACCCGGUCGUUGACCCCCGGUUCAUACGGAAAGGGCCCUUCAAGGACCAGGCGACGGUCCGGGUGAUGAUCCUCAACGCCGACGAGCCGCCGCGGUUCUCCCAGGCCGUCUACCACCUGGACGUGUCCGAGAACUGCGCCCCCCUGUGCGCCGUCGGCCGCGUCCACGCCGUGGACCCGGACACGGGACAGAGCAGCAACAUCAGAUACUCCAUCGAUCCUCAGUCGGACCCUGAGGCUUUGUUCCGCAUCGCCUCCGACAAGGGCUUCAUCAGCGCCGUGGUAGAGUUGGACCGUGAGCAAAAGCAGUGGCAUAAUAUCUCAGUCAUCGCCACACAGAGGGACAACCCAAACCUUGUGUCGAGGGCUGUGGUUGCCAUAGAGACACUGGACCAGAAUGACAAUGCGCCGGAGUUGGACAGGCAGUACGCAACAUCAGUAUGUGACUCCAGCGCCCCGGGUCAGGUCGUCCAGGUCCUGCGAGCGGUCGACAGGGAUCAGGGAGGACAGGACUCUCCGGUCCACUUCAGCAUCCCUCCUGAGUCCAGCUCCGCUCUCAACCUCUCCAUCAGAGAAUCUGGAGGUGUGACAGCCAGCCUGGUGCUGCAGUCGGCCUUGGAGCCGCUCCCUGGCUUCUCUUCGUCGCCGCUCGCCCUCGACGUGCCGGUGGUGCUGCGUGACGGGGCCUCGGGGCUGACCAACACUGGCACCGUCACAGUCACCAUUUGCCCGUGUCUGCAAGGCGGCAUGCAGACGGAGAACCGGGGCAGGCAGCGGGACCCGCGGUGGGAGAGGCACGUGGUCUGCCUGCCCGCGCCGACUGCCUCGCCGUCGCUCAUCUUCAGCUUGGUCACGCUGCUCGCCAUGCUGGCCUGUGUCACCACUCUGCUGGUGGUGUGUGCUCUCUCGCUGUCAUUGCGCCAUCAGAAGCGAGACUCCCACUCGCCCUUUGAGGAGGAUGAUGUCAGGGAAAACAUCAUAUCCUACGACGACGAGGGGGGAGGGGAAGCGGACACGGCCGCCUUUGACAUCGCGGCGCUGCAGAGCAUGCACAGGAUCCAGCACAUGCAUAACAGCGGGAACAUAUGGUACACCCAGCAGAAUCCGCCCAGAGCCAGGACGUACAGCUGGAGCCGUCACCCGCGCCCGGCUCUGGGCCCCCAGCAGCGGCCGGGCUCGGCCCAGCUCUACGGGCGCCUCUGCUACGGCGUCCACACGCUGCCCGUUCUCAGAGACUACCCGCUCGGGCCGCUGGAGGCGGGCCUCCAGCUGGGCCGGGUGACCCAGGGCCUCACGGCGGGUCACGGCGCCAAUCGUCUCCUCGUCCCCGGCCGGAGCACCUUUGAGCCUCUGCUGCACUCACCCGAGAUGAGCCUCGGCGGCUUCGAAGCAGAGCAUAUGCUGGCAAAGAGCGCGGCCGCAGACGGGAACGAGAGUGGCGGGGCGAACGCGGCCGGCGCCAAAGGGAAGGAGGAGCAGGCCAAGCCAAACCCGACAGGCCCAGAGUCGACAGCAGCCAACGUCCCAGCACACCUGACCUACGAGUCGUCGUGCCAGAGUCACACCAGCUUCUCGUCGAACCAGCAGGAUGGCCGUCCGGGGUCGUCCCAGACCCAGGUCAGCACCGGCGCCACCAGCACCACGGCGGACGACAUCGACACCGACUCCUCCAUCCGCUCCAUGUCGGAGCAGAACUACUCCACCAGCAGCCAGAUGAGCAGCGUGAACUCCCCCGCCUACGUCAAGGCAGACUCGUACAGCAUAGUGGGCUCGCUGAACCCGGGCGGGAUGGGGGUGUGCAUCAACGGGACUGGCGCCGGCGGCGGGUUGCAGCUGCUCAACAUGGCAACGCUGAAGGCCAGAGACACGUCCCCGCAGACUUUAACCGCACCGGCGAGGUCACUCGGCAACGGCAAAGCCCCGGUGUCCGAAGCCCUGAACCCUCAGCCGCUCCGGAUGGAAGAACUCCUCAACAUCCGUUUGGACCGGGUCACCUCGGACCUGUCGCAGCCGCCCUACGACUCGCUGCAGACUUACGAGUUCGAGGGCUGCGACUCCAGGGCCGAGUCGCUGAGCUCGCUGGAGAGCAACGGCGACAAGGAGGGCGAGCGGGCAGCGGGGGGAGGUAUGGACGAGCUCAACCAGAAGUUCCAGAGGCUGGUGGAAAUCAUCCGCGAGAGGCAGAAGGAGAAGAAGAAGACGACGCAGAGCGGCGAGGCGGCAGAGACCGCAGAGACUCAGAGACAGGGCGAGAACACAGAGAAACAGCAGCAGAGAUGGGAUUUCUAGAUCCUCUGUACCAGACGAGCGUGAGAGAAGAGGAAAAUCUUUGAAAAUAACGGAGUUUAAACACACACACACAUGAAAAAAAAAAAAUUCCUCUGACACAAAUGAGCUUUCAUUUUCUCCCUGACGUCAAGAAUCAAGGCAACCCGGUAGCGCAGAUCUGUGAUCAGUGUGUAGCUUUCACUUUCACCGGGUUUAGAAACGAGAACCCGUCACUUUUCACACUAACCAUUAAUACUGCAGACAUGGCUUUAAAAGUUAAUGAUAUAAAUAUUAUUUUUUUUAUAUAUAAAUAAUGCACUCCAAAAAUUGUUAGAAAAUCUGUGCCAUCAGAUAGUGGAUAGUUAUUUCAGUCAGUAUGUGACGUUUUUGGCUCUUUAGGGAUCCACUAGGAUGUAAACUGGAGACGAAACAUGAGUAAAAUUAUCAAAAAUAUUCAUAUCCCUUAAAUCUUUUCACCUUACAACAGGGCUGGAUAAUAAAUCCAUAACAAUAUCAUGGUAGACACCUGAUCAAUAUCAAUAGAUAAUACAUCUGAUAGAAUAUUCAAUAUAUAGAAAACCACAGCAUUCUGUGAGGUUUUAGCAGAGGGAAGGUUUUAGCCACCUACCUUCUCACAGCAAGCUAAGGUUGGUGGAAUCAACUGACUCGCUCCCUCUUUGGUUACCUAGCAACAAGAUAUUUGAAACAAAAAACUUUGUCAAUAAUGAUCAAUAUUGACAAUUAUUGAUAUCGGCUGAUGUGAAACUCUUAUAUUGCGAUACGUUUUUCAGCCGUAUCGUCCAGCCCGAACAGCAACAAACUUCGGUGUGUUUUAUUGAGGUUUUGCGUGAUAGGUAGACACAAAACAGUGCAGAACUGUGAUGUGGAAGGAAAGCGAUGCCUAGUUUAGAAAGGUUUUUGCUAAUGUUGUUCUGUGCGGGUCUCAAAUGUUUGUUCAAAAACAUAAAUGAACAAGCAGCAUCAUCAAGACCAAGUACAUAAAGCAAUGUGUCAAGCUUUGAACAUCUGACAGGGCUCUAUUAAACCAAUUAUCUGAACUUGUCCCAAUAACAAUUUGUUCCAGAAGUUAUUAUGAUAAACAAAAAUAUUGUUGUUACAGACUUUUUUCAUGUUAUGUUGUGGUAAUAGCAUAACAAUGCUCAAAAAUCAAGAAAUGUUUAAUUUCUAACCAUUAUUCAAUUGUAAGAUGUCAAAAUAAAUAAAUCAAACACCCAAAACAACAAAUAAAAUGGCUACCGAUGGAGGAGAUAUGAUCCGAUAAAACGAUCCACUUUGGCUUAAAAUGCUUAUGGAGUGGGAGAGGGACUCUGAAAAUCACCCUGACCGCACCAUCCCAGUGUUUAGACUUGGUGCGGACAGUCAGGGUCAGAGAUCAUAGAGAGAUACAGAAGCUGCAAAAGAGUUGAGGUUGGAGGCAAUAUAGGUUCACCUUCCCUAAAUAUACCUCUAUAAGCACAGUGAAAUAGUCUAGGUCGAAGCAUGCUCUUUUGCCAUAAUGGCUCAGUCAAAGUCAAAACCUUAAUCUAAGAAUCUGUGACAAGAAAAUGGCUGUGUAAAGACACAGUGUUUAAGCUAUUUUGAAAAGAACAGGAGAAAGCGUCUCUAGACGUGGAAAGCUGGUAGAUUUAUGAGGUAUUAACUCAACAUAGAUGAACACUAAACUGUAUUAUUUGCAAAGAAAUGUGAAAAGUAAGUUACGUUUUCCUUUCACUUUACAGGUAUGCGCUGAAAAAAAAAUCACACUGAAGUUUGUGGUUGUAAAAUGUAGAAAAGUUUAAGGGACGGAUACUUUUGAAAGGCAUUGCAAGUCCUCUGAGUCUGACAUCAUACAUUAACUACGUUAAAAUAAUAAAUUUCCAAACAAACCUGUUCACUUUGAACGUCAAAGUGAACAGGUUUGUUCACAGGAUCACUGAGUCUAUCAGUGAUCUUUUUGUUUUUGCUAAAGGGGGAAAAAAAGGUAAUUGGCAUCCAUAUGUAGAUAAACAUCAAGCUCAGCUGUGGGUGUUGUUGACCAGAAAGGGUUUUGGGGCCCCGGCUAUCUACUGGACACAAGAAGCGGCAACGAAGCGCUCGAUUUUUGGCUAGCGAAACGUCGAGAACCUGCACUAAAUGAUGUUCACCCACACAAGAAUUAUUUAUAUUCCCCCCCUAUUGUGUGUCUGGAAGCUUCCUCGCCUUCUUGUAAAGAGAUUUAUGCAACACGGAACGCAGAGACAUUGUUCUUGUGACGGCCCCCGAGACGCAGAAAGAAAGAAAAAAACUCUUCAUUUGCUCAGAGAAUACUUAAAUGUUAUUCAUGCCUUUUGACAGGGGCUCAUUUUUAAAGCAAUUUUAAAAACGCAUUCAUUAUUUAGAAAGGUGCCGGAAUAAGUUAUUAAAAAUAAUUACAUUAUUUUUCAAUAAUAUGAUAAAAAAUGAAUUUGGCUCCCCGCAAUUGUUCCCACUCUUCAUCCGCGGCGGGAAUUCAGCUCUUAAUCAUCUGUCGGUCUAAUAGGAUUGGAAAGCUUUCUCUUUUGAAGGCACUUUUUUUCAUGUUUUUGCAUCUUUACGUUUUUUGGGGGUGGGGGGUUGUUUUUUUUUUUUUAGAAAGGAGAAUGCAGAGACGAGGAAGAGGGCCAGACCAAAUGAUGCCACAGUCAUCACCACGCAGCUCAUUGUCAGAACGCCGUGGGCAUCUUUAGAUGUAAUGCUGCGGCUUGUGGAUGGAAAUAUGGCUGGAAAUGACCAGCCGAGCUCGCAACGGAAACCCAUUUAAUAUCAAACUGGACUGCUGUUGAUACCUUUUAUAUAAAUCACCUCAGCAAUCAUCAGUAAAGAACAAAAUGCCACAAAAUAGAACCACUGAAUUUCAAAUGUAAUGUAGAAAAAUGUGUUGUUUAUGUUUCAAAGGGAGAAAAGUCCUAGUUAUCAAAGCAAAGUCUGUGUCGGUUCAGUCGUUAUAGGUCGACAGGACAAUGCUGCCAUCUACAGGUCACGUAUAGAAUACCUCGUUGUGUUAAAACUGUUAAUCCUUCAGGCGGAAGGGACGCCAUGAUGGAUUUAACCUAAAUAUUCCUGGCAUACGGUUCAUACGCUGGAGAACCUGAGGAACCAGGCUAAGAUAUGGAGGUGGGAAGGCCUGAGGGCUCACAGCUUUUUUUCUCAUAAAAAAAAACCGAAGUGUGUAUGAAUUUUUGUCACUUCAGCUCAUAAAACUUCAUUUUGCUCUAACAAAA
This is a messenger RNA of Xiphophorus couchianus (Monterrey platyfish), 7246 nucleotides long. RefSeq names its product cadherin-24-like. The coding region runs from base 306 to 4028 and encodes 1240 amino acids. The transcript is spliced from 14 exons. Gene Ontology annotation, cellular component: plasma membrane; catenin complex; adherens junction. Gene Ontology annotation, molecular function: cadherin binding; beta-catenin binding; calcium ion binding. The record is from RefSeq and is a predicted model, not a curated record. Lineage: Eukaryota; Metazoa; Chordata; Actinopteri; Cyprinodontiformes; Poeciliidae. Gene Ontology annotation, biological process: cell morphogenesis; cell migration; homophilic cell-cell adhesion.